Molecule: messenger RNA, 1112 nt
Organism: Clarias gariepinus (North African catfish)
Lineage: Eukaryota; Metazoa; Chordata; Actinopteri; Siluriformes; Clariidae
Exons: 6
Coding region: 1-1017 (338 amino acids)
Biological process (GO): response to bacterium
Source: RefSeq, a predicted model, not a curated record
AUGCCGUACACACACCUCAGACUGAAGACGCUGAUGCUGCUGCGGAUUACAGUGAUGCUUUUUAUUAAAACCAGUCCUGCACAGACAGAUGAUGUCACUCAGUCGAAUCCACUGAUCACUGCUGACGUUGGACAGAAUGUGACUCUGCACUGCGUUCGACUGCAAGAAGAUACCUCCGGAUCCUUCGUUUGGUACCAGCAAAAAGUCGGACACAAACCUCGUGUAAUACUCUCAGUGCAACAUGAAUCGCCCAGCUAUGAAAAUGAGUUCAAGCCACCAAGAUUCAGCAUCCAGAAAGAAAAACAGAGCUGCGAUUUAAGCAUCACUAAUGUGGAACCGUCAGAUGAAGCCAUGUAUUACUGUGGAUAUAGAAAAUUUUUAACAAGGUUUGGAAACGGGACUUUUUUAUCAGUCAAGGGUGAUGAAGAUGUAAAACUCUCCGUGUUCCAGAGCAGUGUGUUGGACUCGGUUCCUGCAGGAGCGUCAGUGACUCUGCAGUGCUCGGUUCUCUCUGAGAGCAGAGCAGCAGAACUCCAAGUGCUCUGGUUCAGAGCUGCUCCACCACAAUCCCAUCCUCAAAUCAUUUACACUCAUCACAACAGCAGCCAUCAGUGUGAGAGCGGCUCUUCUACACACACCUGUGUGUACAACCUCUCCAAGAACAUCCUCAGCCUUAAUGAUACUGGGACUUACUACUGCGCUGUGGCUGCGUGUGGGAAGAUCAUUUUUGGGAACGGAACACGAGUACAACUGAAAUCCAUUGAUCCUGUUGUGAUCUGCCUCUCUGCAGCUUUGGGAGUGUGUGUAGCUGUAAUUUUUGCUCAUUUUAUAACCUGUAAAUGGAGAAAGUUUGAACACUAUAGUGAAAUAUCUCAAAAUUCUAUGGUAAAGACGGCACCAGAUCAGUGUCACGGUGCCAUGGAGCUGAAUUUUGCUGCCUUACACUUACAUAAAAAAGGAAAGAAAGAACGAGCUUAUGAUGUGCAUACUGAAGUGAUUUACUCUCCCUUUUCUUAGAUAACUGAUGUCACUAAUGUUCUUUUUAUUAAUUACUCUAAUGUUCAUACUGUUCAGACUAAUAUCAAAUCAUUACCUGGUAAAUAAAGAAAUAG